This is a messenger RNA of Stegastes partitus (bicolor damselfish), 5441 nucleotides long. Its product is annotated as zinc finger protein 142. Lineage: Eukaryota; Metazoa; Chordata; Actinopteri; Pomacentridae. Bases 23 to 5221 code for a protein of 1732 amino acids. The transcript is spliced from 8 exons. The record is from RefSeq and is a predicted model, not a curated record.
UGCAGUAUACAGCAGAAACACCAUGGAAGCAGUGGAGCAUCGAUGUGAAAAAUGUGGACAAAGUCUCUCAGAUGGUGACACGUCUGUCUCUCACUUCUGUUCAAAAAGGAAAACAUCUUCAUCCUGUAAAGGACAGCUGGACAGUUACAAGUGUUCUCAGUGCGAUGAGGUCUUUUCAAAGGCAGGCGCUCUGAAACAGCAUUUUAAAACCAGCCACAGUGAGAAUGACCUGAAACGCCCGUUCUCCUGCGCUGAGCCCGGCUGCCAGUUCAGCAGCACAGAUCGUCAGGAAUAUCAAGCCCACUUGAUGUCCAUGCAUGGGCUGACUCUUGUUCCCUGCACCUACCGGUCCUGUAAACAGUCGUUUCUUACACAGGUUGACAUGGAAAGUCACUGGAAGGGCCACAUGCCCUUUGGCUGCUUUCACUGCCAGUUUGUUGCCCAAAAUACGAAAGACCUCAGCGACCACCUCUUGGAGAGCAACCAUCAAGGGAACAAGCCUGAGGCCACCAGCGUAUGCACUGAUGAAAGCCACCUGCCUGAAGUCUCUGUCAGGCCAAAAAGGAAACAGAAAUCCAACCCAGCUUGUGUGUCAUCGUCAUCACAAGAUGGGGAUGUGGAAGAUUUCGAGAGACAAGGAGAUGAUACGAAACGAGCAAGACAGGCAGUGGAGAACAAUACAUCUUCAACAGUGGAUGCUGCACCACUGCCAUCCAAAGAAUAUCUCGCAGAGGGAUCCGAGCACAUUUUCCGCACCCACACCUGCCCAAAGUGUCGCCGCUGCUUCAAGAUGCGCUCUCACCUGCAGGAGCACCUCCGUCUCCAUUACCCCGACCCCAGUCUCCAGUGUCCCACCUGUAAGCGUUACUUCACCAGCAAAAGCAAACUGCGCGUACACCGGCUGCGCGAGGCUGGAGAAAAGCUCCAUCGCUGCCACCUGUGUGAGUACUCUGCUGUGGAGAGGAACGCCAUCCGCCGCCACCUUGUCAGCAUGCACGCUGAUGAGACGGAGGACGGCAAGAGCAGUCACGGCUACCUUUGUCCCACCUGUGGUGAAAGCUUCCACCAGAGCAGGAUGCUGAAGGCUCACAUUAAGACGCACCACAUCGCGUCAGACAGCAAGCCGCUGGCCUGCUUUCAAGAAGGUUGUUCUUUCCAGAGUUCUGUGCGCAAAGACCUUGUCAGACACACUGCUGAAGCGCACGGGGUCACGGCAGUAGAAUGUCGCCACCACGCCUGCGGAGCCGUCUUUCAAAGCGACGCAGACAUGGAGGCUCAUUAUCGAACACACCUGGCCUACCACUGCUCAGAGUGUGACUUCUCUUGCUCCAAUAAAACCGUCUUCCUCCAGCACCAGCGGCUCGGCCACCCGGGGGACGAAAAGCUUUGCUGCGGCUUUUGUUCCUUUGUCACGUUUAACCCUGUGGAGUUUGAGCAGCACAUUGGACAUUUGCACGCCAACGAGAAGAUCCACCGCUGCUCUCAGUGCAGCUACGUGACUUCGCACAAACGCGGUUUGACGCGACACAUGCUGAUGCACAGUGGUGAGAAGCCCCACAAGUGCAGCCUGUGUGACUUCAGGUGCCGAGAUGAGUCCUACCUCUCGAAACAUAUGCUCACUCACUCAGAUGACAAGAACUUCAUGUGCGCUGAGUGUGGAUACGUCACUAAGUGGAAGCACUACCUCAAUGUCCACAUGAGGAAACACUCUGGAGACCUCAGGUAUUCCUGUGAUCAGUGCUCGUAUCGUUGUCACCGCAUGGACCAGCUAAACAGCCACAAAUUACGACAUCAGGCCAAAUCCCUCAUGUGUGAGAUCUGCGCUUACGCCUGCAAGCGCAAAUACGAGCUCCGCAAUCAUAUGCUGGCCAAACAUUCUGGGGAGGAGAAACAGCCAGCGGUGUACAAGUGCAAAUACUGCGCGUACACCACCUGCUACCGACAGGCGCUUCAAAACCACGAGAACUGCAAACACACCAAGCUGAAGGAGUUCCGCUGCGCUCUCUGCUUCUACUCCUCCUUCAGCAGCAUCAGCCUCUUCCUUCACAAGAGGAAAGCUCACGGGUACGUACCUGGGGACAAAGCGUGGCUGGAGAACUACGCCGCAAAGGAGAAGGAGCGGAACUCAGCGGAGUUCAUGCAAGAUUUUUACAUCAAACCCUCAGUCGCUCAUGAGCAGCCACAACAGUCCGCCUGUGAAGGACCUCCACCGUCUGCAGCUCAAAGAGAACCAUCUGUUCUGGCUGGAUCAGCAGAUCACGAUGCCUGCAAAGAAGUUAGUUCACAACCUGUAGAGUCUGUGGAUAUUUUUGAUGUUGUUUCUCAAGAGGUUGUGAAGGAAGUUAUUUCUGAUAGUCCUCCAUCUGUUAACAGUCCAGAGGAGUACUGUACUCUGGUUUUAACUACACUGUCAACCACUGACUAUCAAACCCCUUCUUUACAAAAUGAGGAGGAAAACUGUGCUAGCAUACCCACUUUAAAUUGCAAUGGACCCGACACAUCACAGGACAAGACCGACUUUUCUAGUUCAUCAGAGGAGGAUGAUGUGGCGGUGCCAGAAGGAGAGUGUGAACAAAGCGACUUGGACGACAGCUGCGAGCCUCUGAAUAAUACAAGUCGACCUGGGGAAUGUCACACAUCUGAGGUGGAAAACAAAGCUGAAACACUGGAGCAAAAUCAUCCUUUAGAAUCUGAGGUCCGUCUGAAAGCUAUGAAGAAGCACGACAAGGAACAAGCAGAAGCCAUGGUUUUAGAGGGACGAGUGCAGAUGCUCGUGGUGCCAACUGAAGACGUUUAUCGCUGUGACAAAUGCUCUUAUGUAACCUCUAAGGAGACUGCUUUGAAACAUCACUGCCAAGCUUUGUGCUAUGGCAGGAUAAAGGGUCACCAGUGUCAGAACUGUGGCGCGCAGUUCAAACAGAGGCGUGGCCUCGAUAGCCACCUUAAGAGAAAGUGCCCAGCGCUUCCACGAAAAACAAGGACAUUUGUAGGCAUUUCAAAAGCAGGUCUGACUCCAAAGGAAAGAUCCGAGCAACUGGAUGGAGGAACAAAUUCAGAUCAGAUGGAGCUUCUAUCACAAAAUACCACAGAUUUAACAGGUGCUGAAGUUCAUGAGCAAGAAGAAGUUUGCGCAUCUCAUUUAACAAACUGUGAAGGAGUUGUUGUCAGUGAUAAAACCACAUGCCACCAGCUUAUGAAAAAAACAUUAGCUUCCAAAGACAAACUCAGAAAUGUUCCGUUGCACAAAAAGUCCCUUUAUGCUAAAAAAGAUGGCAAAUUCAAAUGCAAACUGUGCAGUUUUUCAUCAGUCAGGCUUCCAACUGUUGAACGGCACCUCUCAACCUGCAAAAAAAUCUCAAGGAAAAAUGUGAAGCAGUUCGUUUCAGAGGUGGAUGAUGAUGAUGAUGGUAAUGGAGACAAAGAAAAAGAACACCUGGUGGAGGAUGUUGGUGAAGAUCCUGUGGAAGCUUCUAAGAAACGUCAGAUCUUUGGUUGUCCAAGCUGUGCGUUUAGGUGCAAUCAGAAGAGAGCAUUAGACAGCCAUGAAAAGAAAGGCUGCCUGAAACCAGAUCAAGUCCAGUGUACCAAGUGUUCAUUUGUAGCCAAAACUAAACUUUCUUUGACCCGUCAUGUUCUGUGUGUUCAUAACAAGGAAAAGUUUAAUGUUGUGAAAGGUAAACGUUUGCUUUGCCAGCACUGUACCUUCACCUGUAAACAAGAACGAUGCAUGACACAACACGUUGCACUUAAACACAAAGGUACUCGACCUCACCGUUGCAGCUACUGUCCUUUUAGCACCACAAGACGCUAUCGCUUGGAAGAGCAUGAAUCUCUCCACACAGGAGUCGGUCGUCACAGCUGCGACAUGUGUGACAAGACCUUUGGGGCUUUGACCAAACUGCGUCAGCAUAAGAUGCGCAUCCAUGACAAACAGCCCACGCAUUUCUGCUCGCUGUGCGACUUCAGUGGCUACACACUCGACGAUGUAAGACGACACAAACUCCGAUGCCACACAGGAGAGUUGCAGCACGUCUGCACUCAUUGUGAUGCUCAUUUUAGUUCAGAGAUUGCUUUAAGAAACCACUGUAAACGUGUGCACCAGCUGCAGGUCUGUUUCUCGUGCAAGCAGUGUGACUACACAUGUAGCAGCGAUGUUGCUCUGAAGACCCACCAACAGAACAAGCACUCCCAAGUGAAGUGCACAACGUGCCAGGAGUCCUUUGAGACGAAGGAAACCCUUGAGGUUCACCAGAGAACCCACCUGGCACAUCAGUGUCAGCUGUGCCCCUUUGCUACCAAAACCAGACAGCUAUUGGCUCAACACCUUCUGAGUGAACAUGAGGAGGGAUCUCCAGAGGACAAGCCUCUCAAGUGCAGCACUUGUCAGUUUGCUUGUCGGCAUCAGCUGGUGUUGGAGCAGCACCUGCGCUCACAUGGAAGCAAACGAUUGUACAAAUGCACAGACUGCCAGUAUUCAACCCGGAACAAGCAGAAGAUCACGUGGCACAUUCGCAUACACACUGGAGAGAAGCCUUACAGCUGUGAGCAGUGCAGUUACACCUGCACUGAUCCGUCGAGGUUGAAGCUCCAUAUGAGGGUUCACCAAGAAGAGAAGAAGUACCUUUGUCCAGAGUGCGGCUACAAAUGCAAGUGGGCGACUCAGCUGAAGUACCACAUGACCAAGCACACAGGAGAGAAGCCAUACGCCUGUGACGACUGCGACUACCGCACCAACAGAGCAGACGCCCUCCGUGCACACCGCGACACGCAGCACUGUGACAUGCGCCCUUUUGUCUGCGAGAAAUGCGGCAAAGCCUUCAAGACAAGCUUCAUACUGAAGACCCACCAGCGGCAGCACACUGAUGACCGGCCGUACACGUGUGGCUUGUGCCAGAAGGCCUUCCGGUGGCCGGCAGGCCUCAGACAUCACUACCUGUCUCACACCAAGCAGCAGCCUUUCUGCUGUCGACACUGCUCCUACAGGGCCAAACAGAAAUUCCAGGUGGUGAAGCACCUGCAGAGGCACCAUCCGGAGAUGUCAGUAGAGCAGGGUGUGGUGAGAGACUCUCAGGCUGGGGGCCUCACUCUGAAGGAGGCUUUGCAGGGGACUCUGGAGGAGAGAGCUGCAGAAGCCAAAGAGCUGCUGCCUCCUGCCAGUGAGGUAGAGGAGGUAGCUGAAGAGGUGGUGGCAGUGGGACAAAACGCUGAAGAGACGCAAUAGAGAUGCAGUGUUGACAUAUCCGUCGAUACUGAUACUUGACUGCUUGAUUUUAUUGUUCUGCAAAAGCCUAAUUAUCAACACAUCAGGGCUAAUGAAGUGAGAGAAUUAAAUAGAACUGAAGUGCUUUCUGUAAAAAAGAAACCACGUUUUUAUGUCUCUUAAUGUUUGCCUGUGAUUAGGAACUAUAUUGUCCACAGCGAAUAAAUGAAUGAGCCAGAAA